AUGCGUGAAAACAAAAAUGACGAGGAAUCUUUGGAAUCGUCGCGUACGGUGGCGAAUAUAACGCACCACAGCAUCAUGUAUGCGCCCAAGUGUCUUGUCAUCGUCUCCAGACAGGACUACAUAGACACAUUUCGGAAUUGCCUAGGCAUAAUCUACACAGUAUGGGUAGAGAACCUCGGCGUUCCUCUAGAAACGUUAGUCGGGAACCUGGUGGGAUGUGUUCUAGUCCCACCUCCAGGGGGCCCUCAGGUCCGAUUCAGCAUCGGGGCCGGCGACAGACAGGCGCUACAGCCCCCUGCGGCACCUCCUAUGCCCGUUACACAUACCUCCGUUCAUAUGUUACUUAGGUUAUUAGGUAUACACAACUCGGUCACCCUCUGGUGUGCGGUGAUGAGCGAGCACAAAGUUUUAUUGGUAUCGCUCGCAGGCGCACGGUUGUCGGCCGUUUGUCGAGCGUUAGCCGCCCUCAUGUUUCCCUUUAGAUACGCACACGUGUAUAUACCGCUGCUACCUGCUGGCCUGGCCGAAGUACUGGCCACGCCCACGCCGUUUCUCAUCGGUGUACAUUCCAGUUUGAAGGAGGAGGUUUCUGAAUUGUUAGACGUGAUAAUAGCGGACCUCGAUACGGGCUCCCUCCACAUACCACCGAGUGUCAACAUCCCGCGUCCAGAGGGCAAACUCCUAUCGUCCCUCCAGGACUCGCUCGCCUUGGUCCUCCAGCCGGAGCUCCGGUCUGCCGACUCGGCGUUCGCCCCACCGCCGCCAGUGCAGUCCCUGCCUCAAAUGCUUGAUAAGGAAAUCAGAGCAGUGUUCAUGAGGACGCUGGCGAAAUUGUUACAAGGGUAUAGACACUGCUUGACAAUAAUCCGAAUACAUCCGUCCCCCGUACUAACUUUCCACAAGGCGGGUUUUUUGGGUGCUCGCGGCCUAUCGCAGUGCCCUUUCGCUGUUAGGUUGUUGGACUCGAUGUUCUUCAAUGGGUUGGUUGCGGAGCGGGGACCGCCCUGGAGACCAACUGAUAUAUGGGACGAUCUCGUACUGAAUCUCCCAGAACAGCUGCGGUUAGAGUCAUUAAAUUCGGACUUGGAGUUAUCGCAUAUACAGGAGUUGGCAAUGCAACUGCAUUACAAUGAAAACCCGAAUCCACAAAUAUUCCAACAACGUAUCCUUCGGCCGCCGGAGGGCGCUGAAUCGAGAAUACACCAACCGCCUUUACCCACGCUUUGCGCUGCCAGAGUGCAACAAGUCAUAGACGAGAGAGCCGCCACUAAUAAUCUUGAGAAGUUACAAGCGAUAAGACUACCAGCCCCUCGAAUAAUACCCCCAGCAGCGCCACCUACCGGCGCCGUGGAACUCACGCAACUAUUACUCACUAACUCUGCGAGACGGCUUGAGGUGCUAAGGUCGUGUAUAGCGGCGAUAUUCGAAUGUCGUUACGCAGACGCACGCAAAUCCUUCCCCGCAGUUCUACGUGCACUACGCGCGCCGAACGCACGGACCGCGCUCGUCAACGACCUGGCGUCACGACUGCCGACCAACAAGCAUAUUCUCCAUCAUCAUCAGUUCGAUCUUAUUGUGAGGUAUAUAAACUUUUGCUUCAGUUUGUUGAGAUCACAAGGUUUAAUCUCGUGUUGA
Pieris macdunnoughi is the source of this 1635-nucleotide messenger RNA. NCBI's taxonomy places the organism in Eukaryota, Metazoa, Arthropoda, Insecta, Lepidoptera, Pieridae. The record is from the annotation of a GenBank genome assembly.